AUGUCUGCGGAUCCGUAUGAUUCGGAUGCUACUAUCUCAUGGCAUGGAUGGGACCAUUUGGAAGAUGGCCAAAUGACGACUGCACCGCCGGUGCCAGUUGUCCCAGCAAUUCCAGCAUCCCCAGCGGUCCAGCAGCAGCCGCGCGACGAACCGUUGGACAUGUACAUGGGGAUGGAUGCAGAUACCAGGGAGGAGUUCAAGGAAAUGCUAAUCAAUUUCUCCCGCAAGAUGAUGUUCGUCUCUGGUGAAACUGCCGAACCGUCUGUUGAGACCACGACUCUCAUUGAAGAUAUUGUGCGCCAGCAAGUUGUCGAAAUUCUCGCAAGAAGCACUGCCCUAGCGACUCGUCGCGGCGUGCGAUCUAUCUCUACCGAUGACUUGAUCUUUCUCAUUCGCCAUGACAAGGCCAAGGUGUCGCGUCUCAAGACGUUCCUGUCCUGGAAAGAUGUCCGCAAGAACGUCAAAGACUCCGACGACAAAGGCGGCGCUGAUGCUGCAGACUUCGCAGGAGCUGAUGACCCCAUCGCCGGCGGAGUCGUCGCAGGACCGCAGGAUGUUGCGUCAAAGCCCAAGAAUAAGCGUGCUCGCGUUGGUCUCGCCUGGGACGUGAACAGCUUCUACUCGGUGCAGGUUCCCGAACGCGAGGACGAAGAAGAUGAAGAAGAGGAAGAGCAGAACUACGCUACGCUCCAGCGCCUCGCCGCGGCCGAUGAACGUACCAAGAACAUGACCAAGGAAGAGUAUGUGUUCUGGUCAGAAUGUCGCCAGGCUUCGUUCACCUACCGCAAGAGUAAACGGUUCCGCGAGUGGGCCGGAUUCGGCAUUGUGACUGAGUCCAAGCCCAACGACGAUAUCGUUGAUAUUCUUGGUUUCUUGACGUUCGAAAUCGUGCAGACUCUGACCGAGGAAGCACUCAAGGUCAAGGAGCGGGAAGACCGCGAGAAGAACCGUCGUGGAGGUGGUGAGAACGGCGAGAGCAGUAAGAAGCGUACACGCGAGACUGGAUUGUUCGAUCCCCCUGAGGAGGGUCGUACCCCGGUUGAAACCAGACAUAUUCGCGAAGCGUAUCGGAAGCUGCAGGCGACUCCUAAUAAGAACAUUGCGAUGUUGCUGCACAAUGGACGCCUGCCGGCUAAGAUGCCAUUGCGAUUGAUUUGA
This is a messenger RNA of Aspergillus tubingensis, 1158 nucleotides long. RefSeq names its product transcriptional regulator SPT3. Gene Ontology annotation, biological process: transcription by RNA polymerase II. The record is from RefSeq and is a predicted model, not a curated record. The coding region runs from base 1 to 1158 and encodes 385 amino acids. Gene Ontology annotation, molecular function: transcription coregulator activity; protein heterodimerization activity. Gene Ontology annotation, cellular component: SAGA complex. The transcript has 3 exons. NCBI's taxonomy places the organism in Eukaryota, Fungi, Ascomycota, Eurotiomycetes, Eurotiales, Aspergillaceae.